This is a messenger RNA of Drosophila elegans, 392 nucleotides long. RefSeq lists its product as uncharacterized. The transcript has 2 exons. The record is from RefSeq and is a predicted model, not a curated record. NCBI's taxonomy places the organism in Eukaryota, Metazoa, Arthropoda, Insecta, Diptera, Drosophilidae. The coding region runs from base 1 to 354 and encodes 117 amino acids.
AUGAACUACUCCACGUUGCAACACAUUCUGAUAGUUAUACCUUUCCUGUUGUUUCUCAUGGAUAUCUGUGAGUCCAGGCCUUGGUGGCCAUCAAACGGAGCUGGCUAUGAUGCCAGUUUGGAUCCCGUGGCCUGGUCAAGACCUUUUGCCCCCGAACAAGUGAGAAAAACGAGAUAUAAUGUCAUCGCAGAACCCAGAAGCAAGCAUCGCCAUCGGCAAUCAUCGAAACUUUGGUACCAAAAGCCCGUGACUUCGUAUCCGCAACACUUUGUGAAUGCAAAAUACUACAAGAGAUUCCUGAGAAGACGACAAAAACUGGCAGCACGUGAGAGAUACGCACACUGGAGUCCAUAGUCCCAUAUCAUCCAUAACCAUUAGACCAGCAACUUGGU